Messenger RNA from Lolium perenne, 451 nucleotides. Lineage: Eukaryota; Viridiplantae; Streptophyta; Magnoliopsida; Poales; Poaceae. The record is from RefSeq and is a predicted model, not a curated record.
CUACUUACGAGUAUUGGCAGCAUGCCGGUUUCGGCAUGGAGCAGCAAUUUCCCAUGCCUAACUUCGGGUGGCGUCCCCGUAUGGAUGAGCCAGAGGGUGAGGGACAUAUGUCGACGGGGUCCGGAUCACGAUCCUUCUGGUCCAGUGCUCACGAUCAGGACGAAACACAGCAGAGCUAUCAAGACUGGAUUUCAAGUCAACAGCAAACUCCACCUCCAGAUCCCACGCAGUACAGUCAGCACGAGCAGGGGUACAUGCUUCCUCCCCGACAUCGCCAGCCACCUGUUCGUAUGUACUCGCCGUCACCUUUUCAGGCUCGACCGCCACCGAGGCGAGGUGGAGCGAGGGGCCGUGGUCAGUGAGAUGAGUACUAUUUGUAUGCACCAUGUAUGAGUACUAUUUGUAUGCACCAUGUAUGACUACUAUUUGUAUGCGCCAUGUAUGACUACUA